AUGGCCCCCGCCAACUGCUCGGCGCCCAGCGUCGUGGUGGAGAUGUCCGUGGCCACCCUGCUCCUGCUGGAGGGCGGCCUGGGCCUUCUGGGCAACGCCGUGGCGCUGUGGACCUUCUUCUUCCGCCUGCAGGUGUGGAAACCCUACGCCAUCUACCUGCUCAACCUGGUUGUGGCCGACCUCCUGCUGACCUUCUGCCUGCCCUUCCAUGCCGCUUUCUACCUGAAACACAAGACGUGGAGCCUUGGACAUGCGUCUUGCCAAAGCCUGUUCUUCCUGCAGGUCCUCAGCCGCGGGGUGGGCGUCGCCUUCCUCACGGCCGUGGCUUUAGACCGUUACUUCCGAGUGGUCCACCCUCGGCUGAAGGUCAGCCUCACGUCCCCCCGGGCGGCCUGGGGGGUGUCCGGCUUCGUGUGGUUACUGCUGCUCGGCCUCACCCACCAGAGCCUGUUCGUCUCGGAGGCCACAUGCCCAGGUCUGGAGCCCGCGGGAGAAGUCUCCUUCAGCAUCGUUUGGCAGGAAGCACUGUUCUUCCUGCAGUUUGUCCUUCCCUUUGGCCUCAUCCUGUUCUGCAAUGCCAGGAUCAUCAGGACCCUCCAGAGGCGACUCCGAGACCCGGACAAACAGCCCAAGCUGCAGAGGGCCCGGGCACUGGUGACGGUGGUCGUGGUCCUGUUUGCAGUGUGCUUUCUGCCCAGCUUCCUGGCCCGGAUCUUGGUGGCCGCCUUCCGCAGGGCGGGCAGCUGUGGGCUCCUGGGAGCGAUGGUGCAUGUGUGUGACGUGACCAACGGCCUCACCUACCUGCAGAGCGUGCUGAACCCGGUGGUGUACUGCUUCUCCAGCCCCGCUUUCAGAUACUCCUACCGCAAGGUCUUCAACACCCUCAGAGGCCGAGGGAAGGAAACCGAGGCCCCGGGGGACGUCAAAGACUCCUACUCUUGAGGCCGGCCAGCCCGCCGGGCCCCGGGGCACAGGAAAGGCAGCGGUCUGAGCGCGAAAGACCACCCCUGAGGGGUGCAGGGAGAGGACACGCUGGGGCUGUGCCGCAAGGAUCGGGACCCCCACGUCGGCACCCCUGCGGCCAAUGCUCUUACACACGCGGUCUUCGGGAUUUCCUUCAGCUGUUCUGCACGAUCGGCCGGAGCAGAUUAGCACGCGCCAGAGUCUCCCUUCCACCCACGACGAGGCCGACUGAGCAGCUGACCUGGAAGCCGGCAGCUACUGCGCGCUCAUGGAAUGUGUUCUCAUGGGUCCGUCAUGGGAGGAGGAAGGCAGAGAGGGGCACCACUCUUGCUGCGUCUGGUCUUGGUGAGUCAUCUGCUUUCACUCUCUGGAGAUUCUGCUCUCUCCACCUGCUGCACAUGCUUGUGAUGACUGGCCCUGGGAAGUGGCAUGCGGGACUGCAAGGCCACGUUUCGGGGGGCGUACCUUACUGAGUGCCAUGCUCAGCUCUGCCUGGCACAUAGUGUUUCCAGUUUAUAACAUGUUGCUUGAUUUGCAUGGAUGGUACAUGAUGUCAAAGACAACCCUGUUCCCUCGUUCAUUAUAAGAAACACGUUCCUACUAAAUUUCUCAAAAUUGCCACCAGAACUUC
Molecule: messenger RNA, 1594 nt
Organism: Callorhinus ursinus (northern fur seal)
Lineage: Eukaryota; Metazoa; Chordata; Mammalia; Carnivora; Otariidae
Gene: GPR31
Product: G protein-coupled receptor 31
Biological process (GO): G protein-coupled receptor signaling pathway; negative regulation of inflammatory response
Cellular component (GO): membrane
Molecular function (GO): bioactive lipid receptor activity
Source: RefSeq, a predicted model, not a curated record